AUGAAUGAAAUUACAAAAGUAAUCGACGAUCGUUGUCAGCCAGCAUGGAAUGAAGUUGUCAAGAAAAAAAAACAAGCUCCAGUUGUUGUACUAGUACCGAAGGAUAGAACAAAAAAUAGAAAUGAUACUAAAUCCUCUGUUAAAAGCUUAAUAAAAGAAUCGGAUCUGAGUGUGAACAAGAUGUCGAGUGCAGCAAAUGGAGGUUUAAUUAUAGAAUGCGACGACGAAGAUAAAUGUGAAAAAGUCCUCUCAGCAGUAAAUAAAUCAAUGGGGAAAGAAUAUUUAAUACAAAAGCCCAAUAACCGACAGCCCAGAAUAAAAAUUUUAAAAAUUCGUAAUCCAAUUGAAAAUGAUGAUGAGCUCCUUAAUGACUUAAAAAAGCAUAAUUCCUGUCUAAAAUUUGAGUCAUGUAUGAUGGAAGUUGUGAAAAGAGAACAAGUCAAAUCAAAGGGAAAUAUAAUUGUAGGAGUUUUCAAUAUUGUCAUUCAAGUGAAUGGUGAAACUUACAAUCAAAUAAUGCAAGAAAAACGUCUCGUGGCUGACUGGGAAAGUUAUAAGAUUGUCGACAAUAUAUAUAUUCGUAGAUGUUAUCAAUGCUUUGGUUUCAACCAUAAUGUUUCGACUUGUCAACAUAAGCCUGUAUGCAAUGUUUGUGCUUCUGAAGAUCAUAAAAAAGCAAACUGUGAAAGCUUAAAAGAAACUUGCAUAAAUUGUAUCAAAAUCAAUGAAAAGUUAAAUUUGAAACUAAACGUAAAUCACAGUGUCUGGUCUAAUGAGUGCGCAGUUUAUAAACGAAAAGUAGAAGUCAGCAAAAGGGGCAUAAAUUAUGUCGAUUAG
Molecule: messenger RNA, 837 nt
Organism: Clunio marinus
Lineage: Eukaryota; Metazoa; Arthropoda; Insecta; Diptera; Chironomidae
Source: the annotation of a GenBank genome assembly